AUGGAGCUAUUCGUGGGCACGUUCAACGUCCCUCAUGCGACCGCUCCUCACGCCUGGAUUUCCUUUGCGCCAAACCAAAAGACGCUGUACGCCGCAGCGUGGGAUCCCCCCAGCGUGGCAGCCUACAAAAGCCAACUCGACGGCCCAUUCCACACCCUCGAGCCGAUAAACACCAAGCCGGUAGCCAAUUCGCCCGGUUACGUCGUCGCCUCCGACUCGCAUCUGUACAGCGCUGGCGGCGCCACCGGCGAGGCAUUCCAUCUAGACAGCGACGGCGCCCUGGGCGACCUAGCACAACAGCUUGACUUUGCUAACGGCAGCCCUGGUGGCGUCGCCGGUCUUCGCUCCGGAGCGCACAGCGCCGAUCUGAGCCCCGACGGCCGCACGCUGUACGUCGCAGACAUCGGGUCGAAUGCCGUGUGGACGUUUUCCGUUUCGCAACAAGCCACCGGGUCGUCUGCCCUUCUCACAGAGCAGCAGAAGAACAAGGCGGCGAGGGAGGAGGACGGCCCGCGCCAUGCCUGGCCCCAUCCAAACGGACACAUCUUGUACGUCAUCCAGGAGCACUCCAACAUGGUGGACGUGUUCCGAGUGAAUAGGCGCCGGGACGGAACUGUGCAGGACCUGGAGCACCUCCAGGGCGCGAGUGUUUUGCCACCGGGCAAGAACGCAUCCGACUACGCCGCGGAUGAGGUCCGCUUCUCGACCGGACCGCCGGGCCACGCCCCUAGAUACUUGUUCGCGUCCACCAGGGGCUCUGAUGCCAGUCGCAACGGCUACGUCUCGGUUUUUGAACUGGACAGUCAAGGCCGGCUGGUGCGUACGGAGGCUACUGAUCUCUGGGAGACACCGACGAGCGGAGGCGGCUCAAACGCGGUUGAGCCCGCGCCGUGGGUGGCCGAAACUUCUUCCGACGUUCAAUACCUGGCCUUGACGGAUGCCGCCGCUGGCAAGGUUUACAUCCUCGGCUUUGAUGGGGCCUGUAUCUACGAGGUCAGUGAGGUGGCUCUUGAAAUACCUGCGUCUGACGGGGACAAGUUUAAUGGUACGGUUCAAGCCGCCACGGCCGUGUGGCUGACGCCUGCUCGGGGGCUGAUAGAAUGA
Molecule: messenger RNA, 1104 nt
Organism: Metarhizium robertsii ARSEF 23
Lineage: Eukaryota; Fungi; Ascomycota; Sordariomycetes; Hypocreales; Clavicipitaceae
Product: muconate cycloisomerase I, MLE
Exons: 2
Coding region: 1-1104 (367 amino acids)
Molecular function (GO): 6-phosphogluconolactonase activity; protein binding
Source: RefSeq, a predicted model, not a curated record